This is a messenger RNA of Ostrea edulis (European flat oyster), 3504 nucleotides long. RefSeq lists its product as uncharacterized. The transcript is spliced from 8 exons. The record is from RefSeq and is a predicted model, not a curated record. Lineage: Eukaryota; Metazoa; Mollusca; Bivalvia; Ostreida; Ostreidae. The coding region runs from base 1 to 3504 and encodes 1167 amino acids.
AUGGGGUCCGGCGUCUCGCAACUAGAGGAAGAUGAAGACAUUGUGGAGGAAUUAGAUCGACCUAAAAAGAAACAGGAACCUAAGAAUAAAACCAAACGAAAAAAUAGAAAAGGCAAUCAGAAUCCUAGCACUGAAGUUCCCAAGACAACAAAGGAUGAAUUUCUAGCGAAAGUAGACUUCAAGUAUAUUGACGAUCACGCCUUUAAGGCUCCUCAUGAACUUCUGUACAUGUCCUUCGUGGAGCUGGCGGACUAUCUGACAGACGAGGGUGCCUGGGAGGACGACCUAGUCAAGGUCAGAUCAGUGUUCCGUUGGAUUACGUCAUAUAACUUGAAGAAGAUGCAGAUUGACCCUAACCCUCCUAAGGAUACGGUCCUGGAGUACCUCAGCAAGAUCCAGUGCAACAUCGGAAACCAUGCCAACCUCUUCUACAUACUUUGUCAGAUGGUGGACGUACCAUGUGUCAUAGUGGACGGGAUAACGAAGAGUUCUGCCUACAAAAUCGGAGAACCAAUAAAUAAAAAAGCCAUCAAAGCCCAAUGGAAUGCCGUGUACAUUAAAGACGAAUGGCGCCUGCUUGACGUGUACUGGGCGACUACCUGUGUUGAAAUCAACAGCGGAGACUCUCCGGGGAUAGUGCAAGUCAAGAAGUACGCCAAGAAAAAGGUGGAUAAAAGAAUUAAGAUGGAGCACAAGGAGCCUGUGGAUGAGUGUUACUUCUUCACGGACCCCUACCACCUGGUAUGGACACACUUACCCGAUGACGAGCAAUGGCAGUUGCUGCCCCAUCCUCUUAAAUGUGCAGAGUUUGAGAAACUCGUUUAUGUACGAGAGCGCAUGCAUGAACUUGAAAUAGACUUUCCCGCCAAAAGGAAUCGACGAGUGAACGUAUUUUUGAAACAAGGUGUUGGACACAUUGAACUGGAACUUCCUCCAAAACGAAGUAAGUUUUUGCGAUUCAAAUUCGCGUUUUACAGAUCCAGAGGGUCAAUGGACGAUGACAAGGACAUUGAUGUUAUGCUUAAUAAUUGUGUCAAGAUGAAGCAGACGGGGACACACUUGUUAUUUGACUUUGACGUUCCGGUAUGUGGAAUUUUCAACUUUGAAAUAUAUGGAAAGGACGCUAACCAUCCAGAUUUACAAGAAUUUGACCUCAUGUGUACAUACAGCAUCAGAGCACCUGCUCCAGAAAGGAAACCACUUCCAUUACCGGACAAUCCGGAGAUUGGUUGGGGUCCAAACAUGACGACGCUCAAAAGUGGAAUAAAACCAACCACUCACAAAAAGUCGAAGAUCAUCACUGACGAUGGUGUACUGGAAAUAAAGAUUCAAGCUCCAAAAGAGUCCAAUUUAACAAUGGAGAUAAGGUCUGGAGUAGUUGAUGAUGCUGCAAUUACAAAAUACGCCAUAUUAAGAUGGGAAGAUGGGCACUACAUCAUAAAUACGAGGCUUCCUAGAGCUGGACAUUAUAUUAUGAAAAUAAAUGCAUGCAACCCAAAAAAGGAAAAGAAAGAUGUUGAAAAUGUGUUAAAUUAUAUCAUUAAACAUAACGGGAAAGAAGAGAUUGAUAACCCAUAUCCACACAUUGAGAACGGUGUCAUAGGACCAACGGAGAGUGCUGAAAAUCUGGGUGUUCGUGCUGUGUUCUCUGAACACAUCAUCAAAACCAAGAAAGGCAAAACAGUGGUAGAAAUAGAAGCCGACGAAGAGAGCAAAAUCAUGCAUGAAAUCGACUGCACAAACGAGGAUGGUAGGAAUACAAUUGUGGCUAAUGUGUCUCAGGAGGGUCGUAUCCACACUUACAGUUUGGAUUUACCUGUUGCUGGUGAAUACUCACUUAAUAUCUAUAAAAAGCAGGAAUCUGGUGUGACCCCUCUGUAUGCAUUUUUAAUUAUCUCCUCGGGAAAACUAAAGAAAACCCCUGGAAACAAAAGUGAAAGAACCAAAUCGCGAGGUUCAUUGUCGAACAAGUCAAUUUCUGCAUCUAUAGAUUAUUCAAAUGCUCCUGUUGCUAAUAAAUCAAACACACCAAGACUGAUCACCAAAACUCUUCGAACAAAAGAAGUUGAGUUAUAUGUUCCGGCGCCAGAUGACGCCAACAAUGUAAUCGCAAUUUUGGCACCAAAGGAAACGCCCAACGAUACAAUUAACGUAACAGCCCUCCGUAAAGACGGUAGUAACUGGUAUAACGUGCCGCUGACGUCAGUAGGAGAGUACAACUUCGACGUCAUGUCACAGAACCCUGACUGUUCCAUCACCUACAUCGCCAAAUACAGGAUCCGCCGGCUAGAUAUCAAUUCGUCAGAGGCCAACCAACCAGAGCAGCCGUCUUUUGACCCGGAUGCACACUUCAAGUUACGAGCAAAGAAGAAAGAAGAAAUAACACUGAAUCUAGAGGACGCCAUUGAAUCGAAAAAUGUCGGAAGAAUUGAGGGGGCAAUGAUUACCUACGCCGGGAAUGUGAGCAAUAAUAACCAAGAUCGGCUAAUGGAGAACGCUGAAAACACACUGAAGGCGUUGUCUGUUCGCCAAGAUUUACUGAGUGCCUACGAAAAAAGACACAUCCCGACACUAGAGCGCAUGCUAAACAGGGCGAGAGCCAACAAUUUCAACAACAUCCUAGACUCGGAGAUAGUGCUGGCAAACCGUCUGUUAGAACGACUUAACAAUCUGAAGAACUUGAGAAAGGAGGUGAUGAUGACGGAUUCAAAAGCCUUAACGGAACUAAAACGCUACGCUAAGCCACCGGCGGGCGUUCAUGAAGUCAUGUCCUGUACUCUGUUGCUGCUGGGGCAUCGACCAUGGGAUAUUGACACGUGGCCAAAAUGCAGGGCAAUUAUCAGUCGAACUGGAAAAGAUUCCAUCAAAUUCAAAAUGGCCGACUUUGACCCACGUGACGUUCCACUAGAUGUCGCCUUGGAUGGUAGAGACCUGAUAGAGCCGUAUACAGAGAAGCAGAUUCAUGACGUCAGUCCCACAGCUGCAGCCUUUCACUACUGGGGAACUCGACAGUUAAAGGAGGCAGAAUCUACAGCAUUGUCUCUGGGUGGAAAGAACUUUGCACCUGACGAGGCACAGGAACUCGAGACUAUCGCCGAGAGCGAGAACUCGGAAACCAACAGUAACGAAGUUCUUCCGCUGACAGAGGAUAACCUCAAUGAAUUCGACAAAUCUUCCAAACAGAACGGACACGUCCAGUUCGAUACUCCUCCAAAAACAAAUGGUCACGGUCCGCCUCCUACAUUAUAUAACCUUAGCGACACACAUUCACAUAAACCAAGCACGGGGUCACGCCCACUGUCUGAUAAAACCGCCAUGUCUAAUGGAUACUCCAGAACAUCGCCCCUCCCCCCAAUCACGCCUCGGGGAACCCAUACCAACGGUUCUACAACUCCUUCAUCGCUCACGCCACGAGGAAGAAAAAUAUUUGAAUAUCGAACUUCCAGAAGAGAUGGUUUCAAAAAUCGGAGAAAACUCGGAAUAAUUCCGGACUGGAAAGGAUAA